Glossina fuscipes is the source of this 1874-nucleotide messenger RNA. It is a transcript of the gene Ppat-Dpck, whose product is annotated as bifunctional coenzyme A synthase. The transcript has 2 exons. Gene Ontology annotation, molecular function: ATP binding; dephospho-CoA kinase activity. Gene Ontology annotation, biological process: coenzyme A biosynthetic process. Lineage: Eukaryota; Metazoa; Arthropoda; Insecta; Diptera; Glossinidae. The record is from RefSeq and is a predicted model, not a curated record. The coding region runs from base 118 to 1785 and encodes 555 amino acids.
AUUAAAAUUUGGUUUUUGUGACGUGUUUUUACUACGGCAAUGUUGCCAAGUACCAGUAUUACUACAUCAUGAUUGCCUUCAAUUGAAAAAUUUAUUGAGUGGGACAAUUUUGACGUUAUGCAAAUGAAAUUUGUUAUCUUUGACAUUGUCCAAAGUUCUUCGCAUGAAUAUAUCGUCAACAGACUUAAUCCAUCCUUCUUAAACAAACGAAUAAACAAACAAAAUAUGGCUUCUACUGGAUUAUUGGUUAUAUCGAACUUUAAACAAACACCACAGACUUUGAAAGCCAUUGAAAAAUAUGUUCACUCACUUUAUGUGCAUAUCAAUGUACCUGGUAGUGCAACUCCAGUGCCUUCUUGGGGUCGUUUUAUAUCACAACUUUACGUCGAUGGUGCAACUUUAUUAACUUCCUGUGAAAAGCUGAACAUGAAUAUUUUGGUGGGUCCGCUGAAACAGCAAGGCACUUUUGAUAGUCUUCGACUUAAACCAAUUGAUAUGAUAUUCUCCGACGCCCGUUGUACCGAAGUAUGCGAGCAAUUGCGACAACAAUUGCAAAUCGAGAAACCACCCAUUUAUUUGGCCGAUGAUGUAGUUGUAACGGAUUUGUGCGAGCAUCAACAAUCUAAACCUCUGGAUAAAUUACAAGUGUAUGAAAACGUUGUCUUGGGUGGAACGUUUGAUAGAAUUCAUCUAGGUCAUAAAAUAUUUCUUACGCAAGCUGUGUUAAGAGCCUGCAGGCGAUUAGUGGUGGGCGUUACUACGCAAAAGAUGACAAAAUCAAAAAUUUUGAACGAGUUGAUUUUACCGGUGGAGCAGCGAAUCUCUGAAUUACGUGAGUUUUUACAGGAGAUCGAUUCUACUCUUCACUAUGAAAUCGUACCUAUAGAUGAUCCAUAUGGGCCUACAAACAGCGAUCCUAACAUGGAUAUGAUUGUGGUUAGUUCAGAGACGUUGCGCGGUGGUGAGAAGAUUAACGAAAUUCGAGCUAAAAAUAAUUUAAAACUACUCGACAUCUACUGCAUUGAUCUUGUGGAAAAUUCCGAUCGAAAAGGGCCUAAAGAAAGUAAAAUUAGUUCCAGCAAUGCACGUAUAGACUUGUUAGGCACUCGUUUACGGCAACCAGAAUAUCAUAAAAAUUUGCCAUCAGAAAUUUAUAUUAUUGGGCUUACCGGUAACAUAGCCAGUGGAAAAAGUAAAAUGACGCAACGUUUCCAGUCGUUGGGGGCCACCGUAAUGGAUUGUGACAAAAUAGCUCAUGAAAUAUACGAACCAGGUCAAGUUUGCUAUGACAAGAUUAUUCAACAUUUCGGUCGAUCUAUCUUAGAUAACGGUCGUAUUGAUCGUCCUAAAUUGGGAGCAAUUGUAUUUAGUAAUCCCAAAGAGUUGGAAAGAUUAAAUGAUAUUGUUUGGCCAGAAUUAUUGAAAGAAGUGAAGAGAAGAAUUCAAGGUUUACCUAUCAUUCCAGGUGAGAUCAAAAUAGUGAUUUUGGAGGCUGCUGUUCUUUUGAAGGCUGGCUGGGACAAAGAAGUGCACGAAGUGUGGUCAAUGUUAGUGCCUUUAGAUGAGGCCAUACGUCGUGUAGUCGCACGUAACAAUUUAACCGAAACAGCAGCGCGUGACCGCCUAGCUAGUCAAUUAACAAAUAAGGAACUUGUCGCCCGUUCGCACGUAGUGUUCAGCUCUCAAUGGGAACCUGAAUUUACCCAAAAACAAGCCGAAAAAGCCUGGAAUAUGCUGAAAGAGGAGCUUCAGCAAAAACAGUUACAAACAAAGCAUAAUUUAUGAUAACUGAUCUUGCUGAAGUUCCGCAUGCUAUGGUUCGUUAUGCAUUUAACCAGACAAUCAAUCACUAAAGCUGUUUGUUGAAUAUAUUU